This is a messenger RNA of Cotesia congregata, 1338 nucleotides long. The record is from the annotation of a GenBank genome assembly. Lineage: Eukaryota; Metazoa; Arthropoda; Insecta; Hymenoptera; Braconidae.
AUGGACAUUAAUUUCCAAGGUUUAACAAGAACAUCAAGCUUCACAGACUUGUCAUCAGCUCGAAAAUUAAUAUUCCAACAAGUGACAGCUUCUGAUGGUCUGGUUAAACAUUACAGCUGUGAGCAGAUUUUUGACAAGAAUUCAAACGUCAGACAAGUAAAAGUUUCAACGCUAAUAACAUCAGCAGGCAAGCCUCAGAGCGAAGAAAUCUGGACCACAAGCUUCCCACGUGUGUCAAGCUGCGUAAAAAACCCGAAGUCAUCUUCCUUGAACAAGCUUCCGAUGCAAAUAAAAGAAAAGUCAGAACCUUGUCAUCUACCGGCACUAAAUUUAAGUCUCUUGCAGAUAUCUGAUGAUUCACGUCGCGGAACUUCUUGCGAAUUAAAAAAACAUAGACGCAGUCGGUCGAGUUACGACGACCGCCGAAGAGCAGACUCGCCGCUAUCUGUCCGAAAACCUGCUUUAGAUAUGAAUGUCUCCAAAGAUCCAGAAUUAAAAGUUCAAGGUGAUUCCAAAAACAAGGAAGCUAUCGAGGACUUGAAAAAAAUCCGACCUUUAGCCCAAGAGUUCACCGUGAUGCCCGCGAGGUCCACCAGGUCCGUCAAGCUCUUGUUCUUCGGAUUAGUGGCCUUGAGUGUCUUAAUUAUCUCCAGCCUCAUCACGGAGAUCUACGAGCCGUCGUUCGACUUCAGGAACGCCAGCUUGGAGCUCAGUCGGAAGAUCUACGGGCAAGAUCUCGCUGUGGUAAAAUUGUCUGAGUAUUUUCAGGAAAAUUCUCUGGACUUUAAAGUCGUCGCCUUGGUUGGAGGCACUGGAGUUGGAAAAACUUACGCAGGGAAAAUUAUAAAGAAACAUUUUCCUCAUACUCAUAAUAUUUAUGAGUACAUCCCGCCGCUAGCUGACGUCAUUCCUGAAGCUUAUGAUAUUCUGUCAGCCUUACACUCCAAUUUGGUGGUCCUGGAAAAUUUGAGGCUUAAAGAUCUCCAGGAUUUUGUUUACUUUGUCAGGUAUUUCUUUGAACAGAAGAACAGACCGAAGGUCAUUAUUCUUGCGAUGAUAAAUCCUGAGACAGUGGAUAAUAAUUUGAGGAAGUCGCUUGAUUUGGAGAUGAGUAUCAGGAUUAUUCAAGAAGCCUUUUUGAAGGUUGAUGUUCCUGUUAAGACUGUUGCUUUUCAACCUUUGGGACCGGAAGGUCUGGAAGCUUGUGUUAGAGAAGAAGCGAGGAAGUUGAAUUUUAAGAUUAAUGAUCUUCAAGUUGAAGAAGUUAAGAAGAGUAUCAUCUCUUCACAGAGCGGGUGUAAAGGCGCGUAUGCUAAAGUUCAACUUUAUGUUAAGUGA